Anopheles marshallii is the source of this 6240-nucleotide messenger RNA. RefSeq names its product dedicator of cytokinesis protein 7 (gene Zir). Lineage: Eukaryota; Metazoa; Arthropoda; Insecta; Diptera; Culicidae. The transcript is spliced from 7 exons. The coding region runs from base 1 to 6240 and encodes 2079 amino acids. Gene Ontology annotation, biological process: small GTPase-mediated signal transduction; positive regulation of GTPase activity. The record is from RefSeq and is a predicted model, not a curated record. Gene Ontology annotation, molecular function: guanyl-nucleotide exchange factor activity.
AUGUCGUCUGCACAGCGAGCAUUCGCUUCCAAGUUGACCAAACACAAUUCUUCGGAUAUUCGUAAGAACGUGGCGAACUACCAGCUGCUAUCGAAAAGCGACAGCAGCUCUGUAUGCUCGUCAUCGAUAUCAUUGUGCGAUCUCGUUGAACCGAUCGAUUAUGAGGAGUUUCUGGCUCAACAUAGCAACCUCUUGCAGAAAGAUCACCUUCGAUCGAUCCUGGACUUUCCAUCCGGAGAUGUGCAAGUGAGGAUAGUGCCGCGUAAAAUACGUACCAUCGAACAUGUUAUUCCGAAGGAACCCUUGGAGGAAUUACCCCUGUACGUGCAGCACUGUGUCGACUGCUUCACAAGGCCUUGGAAGGUGGUAGAGUUCUCGGCAAGGCAUCACUCCAGCUCGUGUAGCACUCGUGAGCGAAAGGAAAAGGGUGCGCUAAGUCCCACAUCGUACCAGCAAGAAUUUGAAAUAGACCGAGAUUUCAGCAAUUUGGUAUCGUUGGAUGAAUCGGUCACCUCCACUACUUUGUACGCCAGUGAAAGCUGCACCCCUAGCAGUCGCCAGUCGAUUGCUAGCCUUUCGUCUGUGUCCACCUGUACCGAUACGCUGACUCCACGUGGAUCGUGGGCAUCGUUUGACCUGAGAAGCUCGGUCAAUGACCCGCUCAUUACCGGUGUUUUGGAACGGGUACCACCGGAAAGUGUUGACCAGAGCAAUGAAAGCAAACGGCAGGAGGAACGCCAACAGGCCUUAUUUGAUUUGUACGCAGAUGGCGAAAUGGAGGAGUCCAUUGAGAAACGAAUGCCAGCAGAGAUGCCGAUGGAACAUUUGGGUAAUCGAAUCCACGUGAAAUGUCUUCAUCUGAAGCUGGAGCUAGAAGUAGAGCCAAUCUUUGCUUCUAUGGCUAUAUACGAUGCUAAAGAGAAGAAAAAACUGUCAGAAAACUUCUACUUUGAUAUGAACCCGGAGUCAUUGCGGCGUAUGUUGGUGAACCAUGUACCUUUUGCUGAUAUCAGCACACAGGCUCGCGAAGCAAUCUUCGAUAUUACGAAUCCAAGCAAUGAACUCUACCUCGUAAUCCGGUUGGAAAAAGUGCUUCAAGGAGAUAUCAAAGACUCGGUGGAACCAUAUUUGAAGGAGGACAAAGAUAAAUAUAAAGAUAAAGCAAAGUCGAAUGCCGCCGAUUACUGCGAACGACUUGGAAAGUACCGAAUGCCUUUCGCAUGGACCGGUAUCUAUUUGACUAGCAUCUUCAAUGGAGAUGGCAUGGAAAAGGAUGAUCGUGAAAGCAUUGGUUCGGCGUCGAGCUCGAACAGCUUGGAUCGUAAAUCUUCUACCAGCAGCUUCGAUCAGUUCCGGAAAAGGGCCAGCGAUAUGGGGACGCUUACAAGGCGCGGAUCAUUGGAAAGGAAGAUGGAAAAGCGUCGUUCCUGGUCGCCGGAUGAUUUUGCCAACAGCAUUGAAACUUUUCGUCCGAUCACGAUCACCGUGGCGAGCUUUUUCAAGCAAGAAUCAGAUAAAAUGAAGGACGAGGAGUUGUAUAAGUUUUUACCGGAAUUGAAACGCCCGGCCGCACUGAUGAAGAAGCACAAAUGUAUACCGGGUUCGAUAAAAGUGGAGAUUGCUCCGGCCCCGGAAGAGCUUAAAUAUGCGUUGACACCAGAGUUGGCAAAAAUCGACCCAUAUCCCGAUGAUCAUUCUCGUCCAGUAAAGGAAAUUUUAGAAUUCCCAUCAACACCGGUACUUAAUCCGCAUUACGCUUACCGUAAUUUACUUUUUGUCUCAACGAAGGAGCUAAACUUUUCAACACGUGCUGGUUCGGCUCGUAACAUAGCGGUGCGCGUACAGCUAAUGGGCGGAGAAAAGCAAUCCGAUGCGCUUCCCGCUAUAUUUGGAAGGAGCUCGUGCUCCGAAUACAGUACGGAGGCUUACAGUGCUGUCAACUACCACAACAAACAGCCAACGUUUUACGAUGAGAUUAAAAUUGAACUUCCGGCGAAUUUGAAACAAAACCAUCACAUUCUUUUCACACUGUUCCACGUUUCCUGUCAGAAGAAACCUCAGGAAGUGCAAACCACCGUUGAAACACCGGUAGGAUACACCUGGCUGCCUGUACUAAAGGACGGAGGCCAUUUAAAUGUGGGAGAGUUCAAUUUGCCUGUAAUGGUUGAAGAGCCACCGAACAACUAUUCCUUCAUUCCGCCUGACGUUCAACUGCCUGGCACCAAGUGGUUGGACAACCACCGACAAGUAUUCUCCGUUACGAUCGAUGCCGUUACAUCCGUUCACGCACUGGAUGAUUAUUUGGAUAAGUUUAUCUACCUUUGCGAAUGUUUGGAUAUGCGCAAAGUUCCACCGCGAAUCGGCGAAGGAAACAUGGAGAAGGAGUUUAAGAAAACGUUGCAGGAAUUACAGAGUGCCGACCAAGAGCAAUUAGUGAAGAAUCUGCAAGUAAUACUGGAUAAGCUGAUCGAGUUGUUGGUAACGAGCUAUAAAAUUGGUGGUGAAGCAUUGUCCCUCGGUCAAACAGUAUUUGAAACUAUUUGCCAGAUAUCGGAUAAGAUAUUCUUCCUUCAGCCUGAAGAACGCUACGGACGACAAAACAUACUUAGCACUUACAUACAAUUUCAAUGCAAAAUUCCGCAUCCUAUGGAUCCGAAGUGUAAACUGGCCUCACUGCAAAUGCCAAUUCGCCGCCCUGCGUCGGCUGAAGAAAUGAAUCGUAGCACAAGCAAUUCCGAUUUGCUGGCACUUACGGAUCUAAAUGCAAGUCGUACCGUUGAUCGUGCGCUAAGCAUGCGAUCGGAUGGUUGUUCUCCAGGAUCGGGUGUUAAAGAUGGUUUGGUACGACUGUUGCACGAAGAAAUCGCUUUAAACUGGGUAGUAGCCAGUGGUUCUGCAGCCGAGCUAUCCAUGACUAAUUCCUGGAUGUUGUUUGAACUGAUCGUGAAAAGUAUGGUAGAACACUUGGAGCUAACGAAUGCAUUGAAUUCUCCUCGUAAAAGUCGCUUCCCGCAUCAGUACACGGACGAUAUCGCCACACUGGUGCAUCUGGUUACGACCAAAGUAGUCGGCUACAAUAGUAGCGAUCCAAAACUAGCUCAAUCGAUAAACUCCAGCUUAGCGUUCUUCAUAUUCGAUCUGUUAAGCAUCAUGGAUCGUGGCUUUGUUUACGGAUUGAUCAAGACGUACUAUAAGGUGAUCAUGACAAAGAGCUCAUCUACUCCGGACAUGAUUCACUAUAAGCUAGACUUUUUGCGAAUCGUUUGCAGUCAUGAGCAUUUUGUGGCGUUAAAUCUUCCCUUUGGUACCCCGUAUACGGUUCUUUCUGCACCGUGUAGCCCCACUCCAAGCAUUACAUCGAACAACAGUCAAAACUCGUACAUCAGUGCCAUGACUGGCAACGAUCGUGCGCUGUACGCUGAUUUGAGCGUCGAGUUCCGACAGCAGCAUUUUCUGGUAGGUUUGGUUCUGCAAGAACUCUCUAACGUGCUGGACAUUUCAAACACACAACUUCACGGGAAAGCAAUUCGUUGUCUGAGAAAUCUCCUGACUUCGCAUGAUCUGGAUCCCCGCUAUAGCGAGGUCGAUGCAAGAGCACGCGUUGCCGCUCUCUAUCUUCCCUUGCUGGGAAUUGUCAUGGACGUAAUACCACAACUGCAUACCCCCGUGUCACAAUCGCACGAUCGUUUGAACACGAUUGGGCAACUGGACGAUUAUCAAGGCCCGGCAGCUUCUGUCCCGGCGACUAGUACGAUCAGUCCGGAGGUAGCAUUUGCCAUCUCCGGAAUCCGUCGCUACAGCUACGUUUCGGAAACACCUAAACCAAAAACGGUACUAACAAACGAUACCCGCAACUUGCUGGCCUGUUUUCUGUGGGUAUUGAAGAAUCUAGAACCAACCACUCUGAUCAAGUACACGAUGGGUUUAAGCCCGCAUCGUGUUCAUCAAAUGUUACAGGUGUUGAAUAUCUGUAUACCAAACUUUGAGUAUCGCGGUAAAAAGCAACCCACCAGCACAUCCAAACGAAACACUUCGAGCUUCCGUAAAACACCCGAUAUGCGCGAAAAGUUAGAAGAAUUUAUUCGUGGCACGGGAUCAGCAAGAAACGAUCUGAUCAACCGCCGUAAAGAUGGGCGCAACUCGACGGAGAAGCUUCGCUGGAAGAAGGAUCAAAUUCGGACUCAGUUUUACGACAGCAACAUUAAGAAUGAGGCAGAGUUGGAGAUAAGCAAUUUCAUCGAAGGAUCUCUGGCGACCGAGGUGUGUUUAACCAUUCUGGACACAUUGGAAAUGAUCGUGCAGGUAGCGUCCUCUUCCGAAAUGCACCACAAUCUGCUGGGGACGGUACUGAAAGUGUUGCUACAUGCGCUGUCGCGCAAUCAGAGUACGUUGGCGCUACAAAAUCUAUUUGCUUCCCAGCGUUCACUGGUAUUCAAGUACCAUAAUUUGCUGUUUGACGAAGAAACAGAUAAUUGUGCGGAUCUUUGUUUGCUGCUGCUGAAACAUUGUGGUUCUCAGCUGCCUACCGUGCGAUCGCAAGCAGCGGCAUCGUUGUAUUUGCUUAUGCGUCAAAACUUUGAAAUUGGAAAUAACUUUGCUCGCGUUAAAAUGCAGGUCACUAUGUCACUAAGCUCUCUCGUGGGCACCAGCUCGUCGUUUAGCGAGCAGUCCUUGCGGCGUGCAUUGAAAACGAUUCUUGUCUACGCGGAAUCUGACACAGAUCUACAGGAGACAUCCUUUCCCGAGCAGGUGCAGGAUUUGCUAUUUAACUUACACAUGAUUCUCUCCGACACCGUAAAAAUGAAGGAAUAUCAAGAGGAUCCUGAAAUGUUGCUCGAUCUCAUGAACCGUAUUGCUAAGGGAUACCAAAAUUCUCCAGAUCUUCGCCUCACGUGGUUGGAAAACAUGGCGAAGAAGCACACGGAGCGUGCGAAUCACACGGAAGCGGCAAUGUGUUACGUGCACAGUGCCGCUCUUGUAGCCGAGUAUCUUAGUAUGCUGGAAUCUCAAACUCACCUACCGGUUGGUGCCGUCUCGUUCAAGCACAUUUCCCCGAAUGCCCUAAUGGAAUCAGCCGUUUCGGACGAUGUUGUAAGCCCCGGAGAAGAUGGAAUAUGUCUCGGUAACAGCUUCACUGAAGGAGGCCUAAAGCUACUGCUCGAUCAUGCGGCCAGCGCAUUCCAGGCAGCCGGCAUGUAUGAAGCGAUGAACGAUGUUUACAAGGUGUUAAUACCGAUUUGUGAAGCCAACAGAGAUUUUCGCAAAUUGGCUCAAAUACACGGCAAACUGUUGGAGGCCUUCAACCGCAUUGCUCAGUUGCAGGGCAAGCGUGUGUUCGGAACGUACUUCCGCGUAGGCUUCUAUGGCGCAAAGUUUGGAGAUCUCGAUCAGCAAGAAUUCAUUUAUAAAGAACCGACACUCACAAAGCUGCCGGAGAUUUUCAGUCGAUUGCAAAAUUUUUACGCCGAUAGAUUUGGCCCGGACGUGGUACAAAUCAUUAAGGAUUCGAAUGCAGUUGAAGUCGCGAGCCUGGAUCCUGAAAAGGCCUACAUACAAAUUACGUACGUGGAGCCGUACUUUGAGACAUACGAACUGCGGUACAGGGAAACGUAUUUUGAACGCAACUUUAACAUAAAACGUUUCAUAUUUGCUACGCCGUUCACGAAAUUCGGAAAAGCACAUGGCGAUUUGCAUGAGCAGUGUAAACGCAAAACUAUUCUAACCACCGCAAACCACUUCCCGUAUGUUAAAACUCGCAUACAAGUAGUGCAUCGGCAUCAAAUCGUACUGGAACCCAUCGAGGUGGCUAUCGAAGAUAUACAGAAAAAGACUGCCGAACUCGCUGCCGCUACCAAUCAGGAACCGGCGGAUCCAAAAAUUUUACAAAUGGUGCUUCAGGGUUGCAUUGGUACCACCGUCAAUCAGGGCCCAAUGGAAAUGGCUCUCGUGUUUUUAUCGAACAUCGCUAAUGGUAACACGAUACCGACCAAACAUCAAAAUAAGUUGCGACUGUGUUUCAAGGAUUUUUCAAAAAAAUGUGCCGAUGCGCUUAAAAAGAAUCGUAAUCUUAUUCUAUCUGACCAAAAGGAUUACCAAAAGGAACUGGAGCGAAAUUAUCAGGUAUUUACAGAGCGACUAGCUCCAUUGAUUACUAUUAGUCCGUCCCAGGCCCAGGGAUUGGUAGCAGUGAAGAACGACCUACACAAUAAUAACCGAUUGACCUGUACCCUUCGGUUCUAA